Prorocentrum cordatum is the source of this 666-nucleotide messenger RNA. Lineage: Eukaryota; Dinophyceae; Prorocentrales; Prorocentraceae. The record is from the annotation of a GenBank genome assembly.
AUGGCUCUGGGCAGCGACGGAAACAACCUGUGUGCCACCUCCGGCGACGGGACGCUAGCAGUGUACGACAUGCGCAAGAGCGGCGAGAAGGGGCUUGUCGCCAUGUCUGACUUCCAGGAGGAUGAGUACCUCUCGCUGGCCAUCGUGAAGCACGGUACGAAGGUUGUCUGCGGGUCUCAGACUGGGGCCUUGGCAAUCUUCACUUGGGGAGACUUCGGCGACCUCAAGGACCGAAUCAAAGGCCACCCGAUGUCGGUGGACGCUGUCGUUAAGCUGUCCGAGGAGAGGAUACUGACAGGUUCGUCUGACGGGCUCAUACGCGUCGUGUCCGUGCACAGCCGUGACCACGGGAGCCGCGUGCUGAGCGUACUGGGUGAGCACGGGGAGGGCGGCUACCCACUGGAGCGUUUAUCCCUGUCUGCCGACGGGACCCUCGUGGCGUCCGCGUCUCACGGACAGCCGUCGGUUCAGAUAUGGCCCACGGACGUCGCCCUCAACACUUCGGGGGCGCAGGCAGACGGCGCCGCUGAGGGCACGCCCGACUCCGUCGACAGCGACGACUCGGACGAACCCCGCGCGCGCCGCAAGAAGCGCCGGAAGGGUGGCGCGAAGGGCCCCGUCGCAGAGUCCGCGCGGAAGGCGGGCAGCUUUUUCUCCGGCCUGUGA